Pecten maximus is the source of this 2010-nucleotide messenger RNA. Its product is annotated as transcription termination factor 3, mitochondrial-like. Gene Ontology annotation, biological process: regulation of DNA-templated transcription. Bases 214 to 1656 code for a protein of 480 amino acids. The transcript has 6 exons. Gene Ontology annotation, molecular function: double-stranded DNA binding. NCBI's taxonomy places the organism in Eukaryota, Metazoa, Mollusca, Bivalvia, Pectinida, Pectinidae. The record is from RefSeq and is a predicted model, not a curated record.
CUUCGCAGAACUCUCUUUUCAAUAACACAGCCUGUCAAAAACAACACGUGCGUGCUGUCUAGGUCUACUGAUUUGUGCUGCCCUUGGAAGUAUAUUUGUUUUUAAUGAUUCUAAGGCAUGGUGAUGGAUUGCCUCUUAGCACGAAAGCUGAGCAUGUACUAAUCAUUUGCAGUACUGUUAGACAACUGCCUUGAACAGAACGAUUACGCAGAGAUGGCUGCCUGUAGAUUAUCCUCUCGGUUAGGCGACAGCCUCAGGAAGGUUUAUGGGAGGUCUACCAAUGUUUGUGAUCUGUGUUGGCAGAGGUCGCUUAAUAUUGGAUCUUCUUCACAAAAGAAUGAACUACACAAACUUAAUGAUGAAAAAGUGAUGAGAUCUUCUGCACCUCCUCUAACUCCUGAAGGAGGACAUUAUUUAUCAGCCAGAGGGCUUUAUACAAACAGUAUUUUCAAAGCAUUUAUUUUUGAUAUGGCUAAAUCUACAAAACUAUCUUGUUCGGGCAAACCAAUGAUAAGGACAUCAGUGCUAUGGUUAAAUUACUUUUCUGGGACCAGGUUAAAAUUGAACUCAAAUCUAUUUUGUGGUUCUAGACAUUUUUGUAGUGCUGAAUUCAGAAGAGAUCUAGACAACACUGCAGAAAUGAAGGAAGAUCUUGGUGCUGAUUCUGAUACACAGGAAAUGGAUGAAACUGUUGGCGAGAUGUUGCUCAAUGUCAGUAACCAUGGUGACCAGCAGGUUAUUUCCAAACCUUUGGACGUUUAUGAUUACAGUACUAGAAAUCAGGACAGUCAACUCCCCGGUACCACACAGCCUGCUCCACCAUUGCCUUUUCAAUCCUAUAACUUGGCACCUUUUAUAGCCAAAUCUGAUGUAUUAAAAUACCUGUUACAUUUGAAUGUGAAUCUGGCAAAGGUUGAAGCAAAGCGGAAUGCAGCCAGUAGUCUUGUGAAGUUGGACUUGAAGCAGGACGUCAUGCCAGUGAUGUUUUUCCUGAAGGAGGCCGAGAUACCAGAUGACAAAUUAGGAAAAGUCAUUGGUCUUUAUCCUUUCAUAUUUGAGAAGUUUGAUGAAGCAAAGUUGAUGAUGGAGUAUUUCAAAUUAAAAAAAUUUAAAAAGGAGUCCAUUGCACAUAUAAUUGUUGGAGCACCAACCGUUCUAGGACUGCAGGUUGUUACAACUGACACAAGAAUUGGAGCAUACCAAAAGUUCUUCAAUCUCACAGGUGACCAGACCAGACAGGUGAUGACCAGGGUCCCACGAAUUCUUCUCAAUCACCCCGACGUAUUAAAGGAAACAAUAGAGAUGUUUAGAGCUUAUGGGUUUUCAAAGGAUCAGUUGAAAAAUAUUCUCCUCCAGUGCCCAUCGGUCUUUAAAAGACCAGAAGAAGAUAAUUUGAAGCAUCGUCUACAAUACUUGCUCAUGAACAUCCCAAUGGACCAUAACACCAUCACAAAGUUCAGCUACGUUCUCCGGUACCCCACCAAUCCCAUCAAGGAGCGACAUCUGUUUCUAUUGGAGCUUGGCCGUGCACAGUAUGAUCCCACCAAAGAAAAUUACAUCUCUCCAACAGACUUGGUGUGUUCACCCGAGUCAAAGUUCUGCCAGCUAGCCAGGACUACACCAGCCUUAUUUAGGGAGUUUAAAACGACCUUAUAGUGGUCUAGUAAUUCUGUGAAGUGACGAGUUGAGACAAUUAGUGAUACACUCAUUAAUGAGACAAUGAGAGAUAAAAGAGUGCCAACGUUUAAGUGAAAUAUUGUCUGGGCUACACUCAUUAAUGAGACAAUGAGAGAUAAAAGAGUGCCAACGUUUAAGUGAAAUAUUGUCUGGGCUACACUCAUUAAUGAGACAAUGAGAGAUAAAAGAGUGCCAACGUUUAAGUGAAAUAUUGUCUGGGCUACAAAUUUUAUAUGGUUUGAGAGCUUAAAGUACAUCUGCAGCAUCACUUACAGGUGUGAAGUACAUAGAAAGCAUGUCAUUGUGACCUUCACCUCAAGGUCAAAGACAAAA